Fusarium pseudograminearum CS3096 is the source of this 255-nucleotide messenger RNA. RefSeq lists its product as uncharacterized. The coding region runs from base 1 to 255 and encodes 84 amino acids. The record is from RefSeq and is a predicted model, not a curated record. Lineage: Eukaryota; Fungi; Ascomycota; Sordariomycetes; Hypocreales; Nectriaceae. The transcript has a single exon.
AUGCGCGUAGAAGAAGAACAUUUCAAAAAGAAUGGCGACUACAAGGCUUACUACACUGACCAUGUUAACCAAACCCUGGUCCGCAAUCAGACAGAGUUUAUAAAUGCUGUGGAACGUCUCUUCAAAGAUAAAAAUGAAGACUGGAGCCUUAGUGGAAUUAAGGAUGGCAUAUAUCAUAUCCGCUCGUGGGUAGCGGUAGAUGUCGUUUCUGAACUACGAGAAAUGGGAGACUCGGGUCUGGAACCAAAACGCUAG